Molecule: messenger RNA, 1747 nt
Organism: Cannabis sativa
Lineage: Eukaryota; Viridiplantae; Streptophyta; Magnoliopsida; Rosales; Cannabaceae
Product: beta-amyrin 28-monooxygenase-like
Exons: 3
Coding region: 161-1579 (472 amino acids)
Biological process (GO): sterol metabolic process
Molecular function (GO): iron ion binding; oxidoreductase activity, acting on paired donors, with incorporation or reduction of molecular oxygen; monooxygenase activity
Source: RefSeq, a predicted model, not a curated record
AAAAAAAACUUUAUUGGCUUUGGCCAACUUUAACAAUUUCAAAAAGAAACAUAAUAUAAUAGUAAUUAGGCAUCUAUGUAGAAUAUAUUAACUUUUCAUUCUUAUAUAAACUCAGCUACAUUUGCAAAACACCUUCAUACAUUACCAAAACAACCCCAUCAUGGAGACUCUCUACCUCAUCAUCCUUUGUUCAGUUUCAUUUUUGUUAGUCCUUUGUAUAGUCAUUUUCAAAUCAUCCAAUAACAAUCUACCUCCAGGAAGCAUGGGGUGGCCCAUAAUCGGUGAAACGAUCGAGUUUCUGUUUGGGAAGCCAGAAAAGUUCGUGUUCAAGAGAAUGGAAAAGUAUUCCCCGGAUAUAUUCAAGACCAAUAUUCUGGGCGAGAAGACCGUUGUGAUUUGUGGGCCCAAGGGCCACAAAUUCCUCUUCUCGAAUGAGCAGAAGUACUUCACAGCCUUCCGACCCCACUCCAUGCAACGCAUGUUCCGAUCCUACGAACACCCCAAAAAGGCCCAAAUUCAGCACAAACGUGAGGAAGAGGCGAAGGUCCUGCGCUCCCCAGGGUUCCUGAGGCCCGAAGCGUUGGUCCAUUACUUGGCCAAAAUGGACUCCAUAACCCAAGAACAGAUGAAGGCCCAUUGGGAGGGAAAGGCCCAAGUCAAUGCCUACCCUCUAACGAAAACACUGACGUUGACCUUAGCUUGUCGAUUCUUCUUAGGGAUUGAUGAGCCCGAGAGGAUUGCCAGGCUAGUGGAGAACUUCGAUGACGUGACUGUGGGAAUGCAUUCGUUGAUGGUGAAUUUUCCAGGCACAAGAUUUUAUAGAGCUACUAAGGCUGCGAAGGCUUUGAGGAGAGAAUUAAAGAGUGUGAUUCAAGAGAAGAAGGAAGGCAUGGGUGGUGGUGGUCAGAUGCAUGAUAUACUGAGCCAUAUGAUUGUGGCUGCUGACCCUUCUGGGAAGCAUAUGGCUGAGGCUGAGAUUGCUGAUAAGAUCAUGGGUUUGCUCACUGCUGGCUACAGCACUGUUGCCACUGCCAUGGCCUUUUUCAUCAAGUAUGUUGGUGAAAGACCUAAUAUUUACCAAAAAGUUCUCCAAGAGCAAAAGGAGAUUUGGGGAUCAAAAAAAGCAGGAGAAUUAUUGGAAUGGGAUGACAUAAGUAAGAUGAAGUAUUCAUGGAACGUGGUUUAUGAGGUUAUGAGAUUCACUCCUCCUCUUCAAGGCACUUUUCGAGAGGCUCUUACUGAUUUUAACUAUGCCGGUUAUACUAUUCCCAAAGGAUGGAAGGUAUACUGGACAGUGAGUACAACAAACAAAAGCCCAAAAUAUUUUCCAGAGCCAGAGAAAUUCGACCCAUCACGAUACGAUGACGUAUGUGCAUUUCCACCUUUUACAUUGGUCCCAUUUGGAGGUGGCCCCCGCAUGUGUCCAGGCAAAGAGUACGCUCGGCUAGCUAUUCUCACUUUUGUCCACAAUGUAGUUAAAAUGUUCAAUUGGCAACUAAUUUACCCUAAUGAGAAGAUUAUAGGUGAUAUGAUGCCCACCCCUGAAAAAGGUCUCCCAGUACAUCUCAAAUCUCAUUAGUUUUUUAUGAGUUCAUAUAUUCUUGUUUAUUACUGGUUUGCUUUUCUUUGUAGUAUUUUUGCUAUAAUUUUCUCUCACUGUAAAAUAGAAAAUUUUCACUUAUACAAUAACUAUAAUACCAUCUUUUUUACAUAAGAAUAAAAGGUAAAGUGGGAAUAACUUUGUCAA